This is a messenger RNA of Pleurotus ostreatus (oyster mushroom), 1101 nucleotides long. RefSeq lists its product as uncharacterized. Lineage: Eukaryota; Fungi; Basidiomycota; Agaricomycetes; Agaricales; Pleurotaceae. Gene Ontology annotation, molecular function: protein-folding chaperone binding. The transcript has 5 exons. The coding region runs from base 1 to 1101 and encodes 366 amino acids. Gene Ontology annotation, cellular component: cytosol. Gene Ontology annotation, biological process: translational initiation. The record is from RefSeq and is a predicted model, not a curated record.
AUGGGUACCGACUACUACAAACUAUUGGGCGUCGAUAAGAAAGCUACCGACGAGGAAAUUAAGAAGGCCUACAAGAAAAUGGCCUUGAAAUGGCAUCCUGACAGGAACGGAGGCUCAGAGGAGGCCUCGAAGAAGUUCAAGGAGGUUUCAGAAGCCUUCGAAGUCCUAAGUGACAAGAACAAGCGCGCGGUAUACGACCAGUUCGGCGAGGAAGGUCUCAAAGGAGGAGGACCCGCACCCGGUGCCGGUGGGCCUGGAGCUGGGGGAUUCUCAGGUUUCAGCGGCUUCCCUGGAGGUUCGACGUACACGUUCACCACGGGAGGCCCUGGAGGCGGAAGAGGGGGAUUCAGUCCGACUGACCCCAACAAGAUAUUCCAGGAGUUCUUCAGCAGUUUCGGCGGAAUGGGAGGCGGCCUUGGAGGCAUGCGGGGUAUGGGCGGCAUGGGUGGUAUGAACUCGUUCGAGGACGAAGACGACGAUAUGGGCGGCGGACACACGACAUUUAACUUCAUGGGCGGCGGAAUGCCAGGCGCACGAUCCACCCGCCCAGAUGCUGGCCCCUCAGAAAUCACCCGUCCCCUUAAAGUCUCCCUAAACGAGCUCUACUCCGGCAUUACCAAACAUCUUAAAGUUGGCCGUCGACUGCUAGAUGGCACCACCGAAGACAAGGUCCUAGAAAUCGCUGUACAACCCGGAUGGAAAUCCGGCACCAAAAUACGGUUCCCUCGCGCUGGCAACGAGCAGCCUAGCACAGGCGAAGGACAGGACCUCGUAUUUGUCGUCGAAGAGAAACCACACGAUGUGUUCAAGCGGGAGGGAAACGACCUUAUUUGCAAGGUGACGUUGCCGCUGGUAGAAGCGCUGACGGGCGGCGGAGGGAAGAAGGUUGUCGAAGCGCUCGACGGGCGCAAGAUACAAGUACCAAUACCACUUGGUAUCGUCAAGCCCGGGCAAGAAACGACUAUCCCGAACGAGGGGAUGCCUGUGCGGAAAGAGGGCAGCGUGAAGAAGAAGGGUGAUAUGAUCGUCAAGUGGGAUGUCGUCUUCCCCGACCGACUCACGCCCGCACAGAAGGAGGGUAUUAAAAAGGUGCUAGGAUAA